Homarus americanus (American lobster) is the source of this 6276-nucleotide messenger RNA. It is a transcript of the gene TTLL1B, whose product is annotated as probable tubulin polyglutamylase TTLL1. The transcript has 9 exons. Gene Ontology annotation, biological process: protein polyglutamylation; microtubule cytoskeleton organization. The record is from RefSeq and is a predicted model, not a curated record. The coding region runs from base 68 to 1297 and encodes 409 amino acids. Gene Ontology annotation, cellular component: cilium. Gene Ontology annotation, molecular function: tubulin binding; tubulin-glutamic acid ligase activity. NCBI's taxonomy places the organism in Eukaryota, Metazoa, Arthropoda, Malacostraca, Decapoda, Nephropidae.
AGCACGAAGUCCGGUGGAUGAAAACGCAGACGUUGGAAAUAAUUUUAAUGUUCAUGGAAAAGCAAUAAUGACGGCCAGAAUAGCAUACUGCACGGACAUGGAAAAGUCUGUACUUACUAAUAAUUUUGAGAAAAGAGGUUGGAUCCAAGUUAGUCCUGAUGAUGAGUGGAAUUAUUACUGGGCCGGGGCGCAGACCUGCCGCUCGCUCUUCAGUGUUGACAGUGGCUAUCGCAUGAAUGACAACCAGAUGAUCAACCACUUCCCGACCCACUACGAGCUGACCAGGAAGGAUCUCUUGGUGAAGAACAUCAAGCGUUACCGCCGAGAGCUGGAGAGAGAGGGCUCCCAGCUGGCUGCCAGGGACGCUACAGGACGAUACACUCACCUGGACUUCCUGCCAACUACCUUUAUGUUACCAGCCGACUACAAUCUCUUCGUGGAGGAGUUUCGACGGAACCCCAAUACUACUUGGAUCCUGAAGCCUGCCAGCCGCUCUCAGGGCGUGGGGAUUUUCUUGGUGAACAAGCUGGCCCAGAUUAAGAAGUGGUCGAGGGACACCAAAAGUUCCUUUAACCCAGCGCUCGUCAAAGACACCUACGUCAUCUCCCGCUACAUAGAAAACCCGCUACUAAUAGGCGGAAAGAAGUUUGAUUUAAGAAUGUACGUGUUGGUGACGUCGUACCGGCCGCUGAAGGCAUUCAUGUACAAGCAGGGAUUCUGCAGAUUUUGCACGGUGCGAUACGACACGUCAGGCCAGGAGCUAGACAACAUGUUCGUCCACCUCACCAACGUGUCCAUACAGAAACACGGGGAAGAGUACAACAGUGUGCAUGGCGGCAAGUGGCCUGUGAGGACCCUCCGCCUCUACCUGGAAGGAACCAGAGGCAAGGCGCGUACCGACAAGCUCUUCUCUGACAUCACCUGGCUGGUGGUGCAUUCCCUCAGGGCAGUGGCGCCCAUCAUGGCCUCUGACAGACACUGCUUCGAGUGUUACGGCUACGACAUUAUCAUUGACGACCAGCUUAAGCCCUGGAUGAUCGAGGUGAAUGCUUCGCCUUCUAUGACUUCGACAACAGCCAACGACAGAAUUAUGAAGUACAAGUUGGUUGACGACAUCAUCAACAUCGUCUUGCCGCCUGACGGUGUUCCGAAUGUACACUGGAACAAGGUGCCGGCCAGUGAUAAGUACGGGGACUUUGAGCUGCUUCUGGAUGAAGAACUCUACCAGAACAGUGACCACUCGUCCGGUCAGCGCAGCAAGCACCCUGACAGACACUCCGCACCCAGAUGGAAAUAGCCCACGGUGAAGAAGUGUGCGAGGCCAACCUCCACACUUCCUCGUAUCCAGACGGACACCUCGGCACUGCCAGGAGGAAGCGGAGUGAAGCAUCCAACGGGCAGUAAGGCAGCAGACCAGACAGUCCUCUCACAAAUGGAGGUGGCGUACGGUGAAGAAGAUGCCUCCAGCAACUCCAAAUGCUCUGCUUAUUCUGACAAACACACUACUCUAAACUGGAAGUAGAAUAUGAGUAACGAGUAAGAAUAUGAAAUACCCGAUUCGUGAGCAGAACAUUACUAUAAAGUUGAGGUCCACUCAAUAUGAAUAUUACCAGUAAAAACAAACUAAAUUCCUUUCCUCCAGAUAAGUAGCUGCAACUGCUUGACAAGCAUCAGUUAAUCACUACACUAAUCCUACGUGCAUACAAAAAUCUAGUGCACACAAACACUGAAAAAACAAACACAGAAACAUGGAAGGGUUACGUGUCAUGGAAAUCCGCGCCUCUGCUUACCCCUACGGUGAUGCUCCUCACUAAACUGGCUGGGGUUGUAGCCUGUAUUUGUACGACUAUUACUGUGUCUCACGAUCAUUAUUAACCACUGGUACAAGGUGCACACUUAUACCCUAUGCCAUGAAGCCAUCUCUUCGUUUACAGGGCGUAUGACGGGUGUUGGUGACGUAUGCACACAACUACCCUGAAAUAGGCGAGGCUACAGUCGUUUCGAGCAACAUGAUGCCAUUACGCCUCAGACAUAAUUAUAACCUAACCAAAGAAGAAAACUCAUUUAUAGCAUGAAAGCGUUUGAGUGCAUAAUAAAUGGAAAUGCAUAUAGAACCCUGUGAUGAAUGCAGAUGGACGGAGCCUUAGGAUGAAUGCAGAUGAAGAGAGCUUGAAUAAAAGUGGACACAGUUUUACCAAAAAUGCGCACGAAAGUAAACUAAGGCGGACUCAGAUGUAUGUACAGUUGUGGACCAAAAUCCCUUGACACUUAUAGUAAUAUCUGACAUCUACUUGAAUAACAUAAAUGUAGAUGGUUUAUUAGCUGGCAAACACUUUUUCAUUAUAAACUAAACUAGAAUAACAACACGAAAAAGUUACAGCCAAAAGAAUAAUCUGAGUAAAUGUUAAGUAUAUUUACUUCACUACACUAUUCAAGUACUUUAAAAAAUAUUAUACUUUUACUUUAAAAGGUUGCCGUUACAUUUGAAAGGUUGUUAUGGUAAUAGCUUUUGUUUACAUCACCUGACAAGAGUGUAGUUACUCUUAAGCAAACGAAUCACAAGCGGCGAGGUCUCCUACGACGCAGGGCAGGAACACACAGCACUCACAGCAGCCAUUUCCGAUAGUGUUAACUUCGUGAGCUUCAUUUCGCUGUGGCCAUGUCUACCUUGAAAAAUCACCAUAAGCUUAUUUAAGAGCUAUUUUCACUAAAAAUCAUAGUGUGAAAUUCAGUUAAGUAGCAGUGCCUUUUAUGCAAGCCAAAAGUAGUGGAGCUCAGUGAAUUCAAGAUCUGCACCAACCAUGAGACUAUAGUUAGAGGGGUACCUGGCAAACAAGUCAGCCAGUGAAGAUGUUUUAAAGGGUUUCCCAUCCAUCUUGAAGGCAUCGGUCAAGGAAAACACACCAACAGCAAGGAGGUGUAUCACAUGUCCCAACGUGACGAGGAAACAUCAUUAACGGAGACCAAAUGUGAAAAGGACCUGGGUGAGAGAGUGGAUACAUUGGCUACAAAAAGAAGUUCUUGGACCAUUGUGAGAAGAUAAAUCAAGCAACUAAGCUAGUAGGUCUUAUAAAAAGGUCGUUAGGAGUACCCUCACCCAGUCUGGUUCACGAGAUAUGCUAGAGACUGUCAGCUAAUUGCAAAUGUCCAAAGGAGGUCCACCAGACUGGUGCCUGCACUACGGCACCUCAGUUAUCCAGAGAGAUUAGAACGUCUGCAUCAGUUGACUAACUUACACUAUAGACACGCAAGGGGUGACUUAAUAGAAAUCCCAAAACACCUUAGACGGCAGUAAUCAGUCGAGUGUUCAUACCUGGAACUGGUGGAUGCCCGCCCCAUUAGGGGGGUUACAUAUUCAGGUUGAAGUAGCAGUAAGUUCAGAAAAUGGGGCACACUGAAUUCUUGGAACUAUCUUCCAGAGAGUAUUGUGACAGCACCGAGUGUGAAUGCAUUUAAGACCAGACUUGACCAACACUGGCGCAGGUACAGAUACAUUCUACAGCCAGUGCUUGUCAACAGUGCGUAUCAGAAAAGUGACCGACCGCCCAUGCGGCUUGCGAAGACUAUAUAGUAUAUACUCAAGACAGGAAUGAGUGUAAAAUAGUCGGUAAUAAUACUAGCUGGAACCUCAAGUUAAAAAUGCCUUUAAAGCAUGGAAUAUGUAAAAAAAAAAAUUACUCGUAACGUCACAUCAACGUCUAUGACGUCACGAAGAGCUUUUGGACGGAGCCAAUAGAUGGCGCUAUUAUUGAGGUAUCUGGCAGCUAUACCGUACACAUAUUUCAUAUAUUUUUUAGCUGGAGCUUUCCUAUCUUGAGUAGAGUAUCUUUGGCGGCUAGUAGGCCGAUCAGCAGUAAAGGGGAUAAAGUAUGCGAAACACCUCCUUUAUCGGCUUUUUCAGCAUGCGAACGAUUAUUUAGCUCGCCUCAAGAAGAGAAAAUCUUUUAGAAAACACCUUUGAAAAUCAGUUGCUACUAAAGCUAAACAAGUGAACCGAGUGAAGACCUCUACCAAAGACAAUUGUUUUAAUAAGAAUGAAGAUUUCGCUCAAUGAACGAUCAAUACUUCACCUUUUACUUUUGCCAGCUACUUCAGUACUACAUAAUGAUAGCAGCUUUUAAUUUUACUCAAGUAUUUUCCAUGAAAAUGUACCCAUACUUUUAUUUGAGUAACUAUUUUAAACAGUAACUGUUUUUGCUCAAGUAAACAUAAAUCAAUACUUUACCCAUCUCUGGAUACAUUAUUCUUACUGAAUAGAUACCGGUUAUCAGUUCGAGUUUCCAAUGACCACGAGUCAUGCAACAGCAACACCAUCUAAUAAAUACGAGUCAAUGCUGUCGUUUUCAGAUACUCUAUUCUGGAAAAUCAGAAUACAGUAUAGUGAUACCUUGCAAUUUAAUGUGCUUUCAUGGAAUGCCAAGAGGGAAAUGAUCUCUUUGAAGCAUUAAAAGUAAUUCCCACAUGAUACCAGUUUCUGAAGAAAAAAGUUCACACAAGCAUUACACGUUUUUACCGCCCUCAUCAAGCUGGUGCCAUUACAUAUCAUAUGCAUUAAUUACCUCACCCAUGUCAAUCAUGCCAAAAACUUCUGUAGAUUUGGAGCUUGUUAGCAUACUAGGCUAUGCUUAAAUGCGUAGCAGAUAUCCCAUAAUAUUUUGCUCAAAUUUGCGAUGUUAACCGGUGUUAGUGUCUAGAUUUUAUUGAAGUGUAGUGUAACCCUACCGCUUGAGAAUAGUUGAGUUUGUGUUUAUAAUGUAGCACACAUGAGAUUCGUCUGUUGCUAAAAGUAAUUUUAAAAUGAAAUAUUAUAUAAAAUUAUGCAUGUACCAAUACAUUUUUGUUCAACAUGUAUCCACGACGAUAUUCAUUGUGCAUAAAUUUUAAACCAAUACUCCCUCCGGGCGAGAAGGGCGUAAUGGAGGGUGGGCGGGACAGUUUAAUAAUAGCUUGAUGUGUAUGACCUGCAACUGCCACCUGAGAAAUAAUACUUUUAACUUAAUCUCCCAAUACUUAAUCUAAUUUACAUAUAAUCAUUGCUAUUAUGUAAUUUAUAUACUUAAAAGUAAUAACUAAGCAACGAUUACUAACAAUCACCCUAUUUCAUACGUGCUGGUGUGGCGGGCGUUAUAAAGAACUAAUACUGUAGUUUCUUUACUAGACAACAAGUAACUUUGGAAAAAUUACAAAGAUACUCUGUAGAAUCUUAAUUAAAAAUAUUUCACAUUCUAUAUGUAAUAGAGAAUGUGAUAAAUGCGUCUCAUUUAUCACGGAGUAACAAUUUUUAACAAAUCGUCUAGCUGCUGAAAAUUAAGUCUGAUAAUCUGUAUACAUUACCUGUAUUUUCAAAUAUUGUGAAGCAGCAGUCAAACAGUUAUUUGUGAAGUCAAAAGAAACAGGCAAACACAACCACAAAGUUUGUAAACAUCUAAUGAGCUUUGGCUAGAGGUAACAACACAACAUCUGAACUCCAAUGGGUCAUCAUCAUAGAAGUUUCCGGUAAUAAACACCUCGAGAUAUCUCUUGAAUUCCGGCAGACUCCUCAGCAGGAGCACCCAAACAAUACUGGUGGUGUGAUCGUAGCCAUUACAGGACAUGUCUAUAGAACUGUAAUAUGCAGUUUAUGCUUCAUAUUGUAAUGCAGAGAUACCAUUAACUGUAUAUGUAAAUUUAGCCUGUGCUGCUCGUUAAACAUUUCAUACCUUAAUGAAUAAAGUAUUUACCAUGUUUUUAGUUACCCCUUAUAUUGAUGUAAAUUAAAUUAAACUGAAGACGCACCUGGGACUACUGAAUACAUGUUACCUGUAGGAAUAAAUAAAACAACAGCUUACAUGGUGUGACAUACAAGACUUUUAUUGCAAGACCAAACCCACAAAUUCCUGAAGCAGCCAUUAGCCACGACCUUUGACCUAACCUGACUUACAAAGCUGACCUGAGUCCAGCUGAAUGAGCUGAAGACCAGACCCAGUUUUCGCUCCACCUUCCAGCGUCACCCACCACCAGGUUUGUGGUGACACCUUCAUCACGCCAGGUAAGGCCUGAAGUCGCACCCAUCGGCAACUCCCAGAGAUAUUAUGAGAGGAGAGACGCGGGAAAAUGGCAGAGAGCUAAAAAAAUAACGCUACUUACUAACAUGCGAGGCGCUGUAACAAAAUAAGCUUUAGCGACAACCAAUGGGGCUUGUUACUGACACAAACACUCAAGAAAUUUAUUCUUCCUGCUCCAGGAGGAACAUAAUGUCGUUCUUGAGGUCUUUGGGCUUGGUACCGGGGUCGUAAC